Messenger RNA from Pieris macdunnoughi, 1065 nucleotides. The record is from the annotation of a GenBank genome assembly. NCBI's taxonomy places the organism in Eukaryota, Metazoa, Arthropoda, Insecta, Lepidoptera, Pieridae.
AUGAUAAUCAAAUGUCAAUCAAGCGGACUUGCUUCACUUCACGUUCUUACUUCCCCUGGAACGCCUAUCAACAGAUUACCGAUUAUGGCGAAGUCUGUGCUGGAUCUGUAUGAAUUGUACAACUUGGUGAUAGCUCGUGGUGGAUUGGUGGAGGUGAUCAACAAGAAACUCUGGCAGGAGAUCAUCAAGGGACUUCGGCUGCCAUCGUCUAUCACUUCGGCUGCAUUUACACUAAGAACACAAUAUAUGAAGUAUUUAUACGACUAUGAGUGCGAGAAGAAAAACCUGUCAACCCGCAGUGAGCUGGACGCAGCCAUCGAGGGCAACAAGCGGGAGGGGCGCCGUGCCUCUGGACAGUACGACGCACAGGCAGCACUCUCUAUGCCCCCCCUGAACCGCGGAGUCCCGGCGUCCCUCGCGCAGCUGUCCCAGCACAUGCAGCCCCUGUCCCUGUCGCUGGGGGGCACUGUGCCCCGUCUGCCCCCUCUGCCCCCACACGCACCUCAUAUCUCGCAGCACGACAUCGAGUACCGAGUCCGCGAGUACAUGAAGAUGAUACAACAGCAACGCGAGCUCAUCAGAAAUGGUUCUGAAUCACCCCCGGGUGCGCCGAUGAUGUCUCCCCGCGACGCGUUGUCCGCCAUCGACGUGUCGCGUCUCACUCUGUGGUCUCUGUACAACAACAACAACAACAGCCCGCAACCAGACAUCGAACCGCAACGAGAGGCGUUGAACCUGAGCGAGAGCCCGAACUCCAGUAACGGCGGCAUAAAACGCGAGGCCUGCCGCUCCCCCCCUCCGCCGGCCAAGCGCCGCACCCCUCGGCCCCCCUCGCCCGCGCCACGCUCGCCCCCCGACACCAAGCCUAUCGCGCACCUCAACGGCAACUCCGGCCUCAACAACGGCGUCAGUGGCGCCGCAUUCAAGAUCUCCACUCGGGGUGACGCAAGCACAGGUGAUCAAAAACUCGUCGUAUCCAUAGAGCUCAACGGUGUGACAUACGAAGGUGUGCUCUUCCCCUCACAAAACGGAAACGGGCAAAACCACCGACAAAUGGUUUCCUAA